ACGUCACUCGGUCUUUCCUCUAGUUCCUCCAGUGGUCGGGGAGCAGACCGGCUAACCGAGAAGCUAACCAGUCAUAUUUCGUUAUAUUCCGGUGGUUAUUGUUAUUAAUAUCACGGUCAGUUCCGGUGUCUGAUUCUACGGGAUAUUGUUCAUCGCAAACUUUCCCUCCGUCACCGUUUUUCUCUCCGCUGCCGGAGACAACACUGAGCCAUGUACAAUGGGAUCGGCCUGACGACUCCGCGGGGUAGUGGCACCAAUGGCUACGUGCAGCGCAACCUGUCGAGCCUGCGGGUCAAGCGGCCGCGGGACGAGCGCGGUGGCGAGCGGGACGAAAAGGACCGCGAGCGGCUGGAGAGUCAGCUCAACCGGCAGCCCAAUGCCGACAUCCUGGAGCACCAGCGCAAGAGGCAGCUGGAGGUCAAGUGUGCCGAGCUGCAGGACAUGAUGGAGGAGCAAGGGUAUUCUGCCGAGGAGAUCGAGGAGAAGGUGAACAGUUUCCGCAUGAUGCUGCAGGAGAAAGAGGAGCCGGCUCCCGCCACCGCCGAGAGACCGACGGCGACGGAGACUCACGCCCUCGCCGCAGCCAACCAGCAGAAGAACGACCGUCUCCGCGCAGCAUUCGGCAUCUCUAGCGACUACGUGGACGGAUCGUCGUUCCACGCCGAUCGCAAGGAGCGAGAGAAAGAGAAGAGGGACCAGGAGCGUCUGGAGAGGGAGAAGCUGCAGCAGCAGAAAUAUACGUUAGUGGAAGAUUCAGACAAUUCGGAUUCUCCUCCCAAGAAGCGCGGCCGCAAGAAGAAGAAGAAAAACAAGAACAGAGACAGCAGCUCAGAGAGUCCAUCCCCGUCUCCCCCUCGCAGAGAGAAGAAGAAAUCCAGGAAGAAGAAAAAGAAACGUGAGGCCUCAGAAGAGACCGAAGAAGAAGCCAGCUCCUCGGAUGAGAAACAGAAGGUGUCGAAGAAGAAAAGGAGAAAGAGCGAAAGUUCCAGUCCGCCAAAGAAAACGAAGGCCGUGCGACGCAGGAGUGAUGCCUCCUCCGGGUCUUCUCACAGUCAGUCUCCAGCUCCGGUGAAAUCACAUCCACAGGAACAAACGGCAAAGAAAUCUGCCGAUGACGGACGACGGGAGGAUCGAUCGGCCGACAGGAGGAGAGGGCGGGGCUACGAGGAGCACAUGCCACAUCGUCAGGGAAGUGAAGUGAAGAGGCCCAACACCGAGAGAGAGCAACAGAUUGAGACGGAGACGACGUCUGCCAAGAGGAGGCACGACUCUUCACCGCCACUGCCGCAGACUGAUAAAAGCUGGGAGAGGGAGAAAGGGAGGAGAUCCAGAAGUAGACAGAGGGAGGGCGAGAAAGGGAGGAACUCCAGAAGUGGAGAGGCGCAGAAGAGGAGGCGUUCGAGGAGCGUAGAGAACGAGAGGGACAAAGCGAGGCGUUCGAGGAGCAAAGGAAAGGAGAGGGAGAGAGGAAGAAGGUCCAGGAGCAGAGAGGCGGAGAAAGGGAGGAGGUCCAGGAGCAGAGACAAGGGGGACAAAGGAAAGGAGAGUAUCCCACAGAAGACCAGACAUGAUUCGUCCUCCUCAGCCUCGUCGUCCUCCUCUUCAUCCCCUUCUCCUCCACCUCAGCAGGAGACCAGGAGGGAAAAGAGCAGGGACAUUGAGCGGGAGAAACUCAGGAGCAAACUGGACAAAAAGACCAGACACGACUCCUCCUCCUCCUCUUCACCUCCUCCUCCUCCUCCUCCUCCUGAGAAGGAGCGAGCGAGGAGGGAGAGGAGUGGAGAAAGGGAGCGCAGGACUGAGAGAGAUCCACACGCCAGAGAAAACAGGAAAGAUGUCGGGAAGAGACAAGAGAGGGAGGCUUCUCCUCCUCGCCAGCAGAAGAGUGACAGGAGGAAAGAUGGACGCCCGUCACCCGUCACCAACGGGGCUCAGAAAGAGAGGGACAGCGAGAGGAGAAGAGAAAAAGAGGACAAGGAGAGCGGGAAGGAGAGGGAGCGGCAUCCGGCCAGGCAGACGGAGGAAGAGGGAGCGCGAGGUCAAGAGGUCGACAGGAAGAGAGACGAGUUCGCCCGGCCGUCUGCUGAAAGUGAACGAGACGGUUUGAGACCUUCGGACAAAGACGUCAAAGAGAAGAGUCCUGCGAGGAAGGAGAAACGUGAAGACAAAACGAAACAGGCGGAGAAAAGAAAAGAGAGCAGCAGCAGCAGCAGCAGCAGCAGUAGUGGCAGCAGCAGCAGCAGCAGCAGCGACAGUGACAGCGACAGCUCCUCGUCCUCCUCUUCGUCUUCAUCGUCCUCCUCAUCGUCAUCCGAGGAUGAAGGCGCGGCAAAGAAGAAGGCUGGUUCAGCGGCGAGGGAGAAGACGAGCCCCGUGGACAAUGCACCGCCUGCCAUCGGGGCGGCGGUUCAGAGGUACAUAGCCAACGGUCGAAAGGAAGGUCCUGCUUCUGACGGCGCCGCGCAGGAGAAAAAACGCGAGAGGGAACGACCUCUGUCAGCGAACCACCCGUCCAGAACAAAGGGCCAGGAGCGAUACAGUCCCACGCAGAUGGACAGCCCCAGUCCGCCCCCGUCCCCGCCCCACAGGCUGGACAGCGGCGGCAGUAGAGGCAGCAGCCGGCCGGAGGCAGAGAAAACGAGAUCAGAGGGGAAAGCUGGGGAAAGGGAUCGAGGGAGGGACAGAGACGCAGCCAGGAGGCCGGCGAGACCGAGCCCCUCCACCAGGAGGUCACGCUCUCCUCCUCCCCAGAAAACCACCACCACCACCUCCUCCUCAUCCCCGGCCCGUCGCACUCCACCCAGGCAGUAUCAGGACGCCCCGUCCCGAUCCAGGAGAGCGUCUCCUCCCCCUCCUCCGGCCUGGUCGAACCGGGACAGAGAGAGGCAGAGGGACCGAGAGCGAGAGCGGGGAGCCAGGAGGAGCCGGUCCAGAAGUCCGAGGAGGCAGAGUCCCAGGAGGCAGAGUCCCAGGAGGCAGAGUCCCAGGAGGCAGAGUCCCAGGAGGCAGAGUCCCAGGAGGCAGAGUCCGAGGAGGCAGAGUCCCAGGAGGCAGAGUCCCAGGAGGCAGAGUCCCAGAAGGCAGAGUCCCAGGAGGCAGAGUCCCAGGAGGCAGAGUCCCAGGAGACAGAGCCCGAGGAGACAGAGCUCCCCCAGCAGGUCCCGUCGCUCUCCGUCUCCAUCGCGGCGAAGAAGGAGCAGUCGCUCGCUGUCCCGGGAGAGAGGCCGGGAGCGGGAGAGGGAGCAGGAGAGGAGCCGACAGAGGGAGGCAGAACAAGCGAGAGAACGGGAAAAGCAGCAGCAGCAGCAGCAGCAACAUCCAAAGGUCGUCCCCCCGGGCGGCAGGUCGUCGUCCUCCUCCUCCUCAUCUUCCACCAGCUCCUCCUCUUCCUCCUCAGCCUCACCGUCGCCGUCCCGCGAAAGGAAAGAGACCAAGACUCUCGGGGAGAAAGACAAGAGACAGGAUCAAGAGGGCGACAGGAAAGAGGAGAGAGAGCAGAAAGUUCCCUCCAGAGACUCCGCCCAGGCACCGCCCUCGGACAGACGAGGCCCCGCGUCUGACUCCAGGCGCCCCGAUGCGACCUCCAGCAGAAGGUCGCCUGCAAGCAGCCAACCAGAUGCCAGACAGUCGACACAAGGGCCGAACAGGAAACAGUCGCCGCCGCCCACCGCCCUGCAACCGCCAGAGCAGCGGGUCAGAAACGAGAGCGCGGUGAACGGCAAGGAGGCCAGUAAGAAAGCCGACAAGAGCAGCAGCUCCUGCUCCUCUUCCUCAUCCUCGUCCUCCUCUUCCUCCUCGUCUUCAUCGUCCUCCUCAGACAGUUCUGACUCAGAGACGGAGCAAGGAAAGGGGAAGACGCGCAAAGCUCAAAGCAGCGCUUCGUCCUCCUCCUCUUCCUCGUCCGACAAUGAACAGGAAACAAAGAACAAGAGCCCUGCCAGGCCUCAGAGGGUGCCGGCCGAUUCGCUGAGAGAUUCCCGCUCCCUCAGUUACUCUCCUCCGAGGUUCAUCCGAGCGGAGCCGUCGUCGUCGUCGUCGCCCGGACGCAGGUCUGUAACCGACACGACGUGACCACAACUUUAACCAGAACCCUAACGUAAGUGGCAGCGGGCAUCCGCCGAGCCGCGGAUCCACCAGCAGACAAAGGAAAUGAGCCGACGACUCAUCCGACGUGUCACCACCACGCGUUCACCUCCGCCUGCUCUGAACGGGGCCACAUGGACGCUGGCGCCAGCGGAGCGUCAAAGGAGGACAACACCGUGAUCACCAGUGUGUGUGGUUCUUUUUCUUUUUAAGCAGCGACGACCCGAUGGCUGACUUGUACAUUUAUUCUGAUGAGCUGAAUAAGAGACGUACACAUCCACAAACGUGACAAUAGCUAAUAGGUAACAGCGAGUCUAACAAUGUUCCUCUGUACGUGUAAUGUUGAUUGUGUUCUACCUGUAGAUAUGAGCUGUCUGUAUUUUUGGUUAUUAUCCUGUAACCGAUAUGCGAUUUCCAUUCAGUGAGCAGGAACUGAAAUGUGGUUAAAUUUCUUUGUUGAAAAAUGGUUAAUAAUAACAAUAAAAAGGCAAAUUGUACAUUU
Messenger RNA from Scophthalmus maximus (turbot), 4585 nucleotides. RefSeq names its product serine/arginine repetitive matrix 2 (gene srrm2). The transcript has 14 exons. The coding region runs from base 211 to 4071 and encodes 1286 amino acids. NCBI's taxonomy places the organism in Eukaryota, Metazoa, Chordata, Actinopteri, Pleuronectiformes, Scophthalmidae. The record is from RefSeq and is a predicted model, not a curated record.